AUGUCCACCCCUCAAUCCGGCCGAAACAACUACCAACCCGACGUCGCUUCAGCGGCAGAAUCACGCACCGCAUGGGAAACACCGCCACUAGUGGCUGUGUUGGAGGCUGUUCCGGGACCAGACGGUUUUCGAUCGGACGAUGCCAAGGUCAUAUUGACACUUCUUUCUUUUUUAUCAACAUCCGACCCAAUCUCCCUGGACCUUCUCUCUCAUGGGGCUGCAGCACGUAAACGAUGGACCACACUAGGCGGAAUCGAAGAAGUGGACGCGGUCCACGCUGGUCUUGCUCCAGAAUUACGCAACUUGCUAUCAGAUGGCAAAAGGCUGGAGAGUGUCUUUGAUGGCCUGUGUCUAUCGUCGGUCGUUUCGAUGGACAAUGACGAGAACUAUACCUUGGAUGAAGCCGUUGCGAGCCGUGUUCGCGAGGGCGUGCCUGCAGAGGACCUACCUUUUUGGAGGUGCCAGGCCUUGGUCGUUUCAUAUCGAGCAAUCCCAUGGAAAUACAUCCAGCCUGCGACUUCAAAUGCAAAGCUAUUCCUACCGCACCUUGAGCAUACUCUGCAAGCCUUUCAAGAUCACUUCGACUUGCUACAUACGAGCACUAGGAUUGACCUUGCGCUCACCCUUGUCGAGGCAUCUCGAUUUCCCACUAUAGCAUGGAAACGCUCUGUCAUUAGCCAAGCGGAAAUCGCCUCGAGCGGCCUGGAGCACCCAUACUUGGAUUGCCGCAUCGCACAGUCACAGAGUCUUCUCAGUCGGAUUGCCGGUGACAUGGAUUACGCCACCAAAAUCAUCAGCAAGUCCGUUCAACCCAAGGCCGAGGUGGAUAAGAGAAUGAAUUCUGCACUCGGCCAAGCAACUAUUCAGCGUUCUUUGAACUGUAUUCAAGUAGAAGACCUCAAGACCGCGAAGACACUACUUGAACAAUGGACACCUCUGGACCAGAAUUCAUCACCAAUCGAGCAAGUCACCGUCUUCCGUAAAGAACUAUUGCUUGGGAGGGUUCUGCGCUUCCUCGGCGUAUUCAAAGAAUCGUUGUUGCACCUUGAUCAAGCACGGGAAACUGCAGAGCAUGGCAAGGACCUUCUGUUCGAUGAAGAUCUCUGCGAUCUUACCUGUGAGCAUGCCGAUACGCUACGAGAACUCGACGACCCUGGAGCUGCCGAACAUCAUCUCCGCGCAGAAAUUGCCAGGCGAGGUCAGAAAGGUCUCUCCUCAGGAAGGCCUCGUCUCGAGAUAUCCCUAGCGGAAGCCUUGUUUGCUCAGGAACACUUUCAAGAGGCGGAAAGGCUUUGCUUGGACAUUCAGUCCCGCCCCGGCCUCCUGAAGUUUGAGAAAUUACGCUUGCACAUCACACUUGCAAAAAUACGCCACGUCCAGUCUGAUAAGGAAAGUGCUCUGUCGUACUGGCAAGAAGCGAUGGAGGAAAUCGGUAAAUUCCAGCUAACCAACGGCCGCACAACGCGAAUCAUCGUCAUAUCCAUCUGCGACGCGCUGAAAGACCUUGGCCAGACUUCGCUGUUGAACGAAUACAUGAAGCAGCUGGAAUCGCUGGGUAAAAUGAUGAAACCGGGAGGUACUAUGUAUUGGAUUGCAGGUAUGCGGCAUUGGUCAGAAUACUUGGAAUGUCGAAGUUCGCGUUCCUAG
Messenger RNA from Fusarium keratoplasticum, 1647 nucleotides. RefSeq lists its product as uncharacterized. Gene Ontology annotation, molecular function: protein binding. The transcript has 2 exons. Lineage: Eukaryota; Fungi; Ascomycota; Sordariomycetes; Hypocreales; Nectriaceae. Bases 1 to 1647 code for a protein of 548 amino acids. The record is from RefSeq and is a predicted model, not a curated record.